Molecule: messenger RNA, 3764 nt
Organism: Mus musculus (house mouse)
Lineage: Eukaryota; Metazoa; Chordata; Mammalia; Rodentia; Muridae
Gene: Tacr3
Product: tachykinin receptor 3
Exons: 5
Coding region: 267-1625 (452 amino acids)
Biological process (GO): drinking behavior; G protein-coupled receptor signaling pathway; adenylate cyclase-activating G protein-coupled receptor signaling pathway
Cellular component (GO): membrane; axon terminus; dendrite membrane
Molecular function (GO): tachykinin receptor activity; neuromedin K receptor activity; G protein-coupled receptor activity
Source: RefSeq, marked reviewed
GCUCUCCUGCUGCUGCCUGGGAGCUCCUCCCUGGCAGGACCCAAGCGAGGAGUCUGGUUCUUUCCUGCCCAGCAAACUCCCAGGAGUGAGGCUCCAGCUCUGCAGCCUUUGCCCCACAACCGCAUCCCAGGGGGGCGGAACCAUCCAUCACUGCCGGCUACCAGGUAGUGCCCCAAAACAACGUGCCCAGGGAGUGAAGAACUUCAAGGGAGCGGGCUCCUGCUGGCCUCCGGAGUGUGACAGGUCCCCAGCUGCAGACGCUGGCCAUGGCCUCGGUUCCCACCGGCGAAAACUGGACGGACGGGACGGCGGGCGUGGGGUCCCAUACAGGGAAUCUGAGCGCUGCGCUGGGGAUCACUGAGUGGCUUGCGCUCCAGGCUGGCAACUUCUCCUCCGCGCUGGGCUUGCCAGUGACAUCCCAGGCACCUUCCCAAGUCCGGGCCAACCUGACGAACCAGUUCGUGCAGCCCUCCUGGCGAAUCGCGCUCUGGUCGCUGGCCUAUGGCUUAGUGGUGGCGGUGGCAGUCUUCGGAAACCUCAUCGUUAUUUGGAUCAUCUUGGCCCACAAGCGCAUGAGGACCGUCACCAACUAUUUCCUGGUAAACCUGGCUUUCUCCGACGCCUCCGUGGCUGCCUUCAACACCUUGGUCAAUUUCAUCUAUGGUGUUCACAGCGAGUGGUACUUUGGCGCCAACUACUGCCGCUUCCAGAACUUCUUUCCCAUCACAGCGGUGUUUGCCAGCAUCUACUCUAUGACAGCCAUUGCAGUGGACAGGUAUAUGGCCAUUAUCGAUCCUUUGAAACCCAGACUAUCUGCCACAGCCACUAAGAUUGUCAUCGGAAGUAUUUGGAUUUUGGCAUUUCUACUUGCCUUCCCUCAAUGUCUUUAUUCCAAAAUAAAAGUCAUGCCAGGCCGUACCCUUUGCUAUGUGCAGUGGCCAGAAGGUCCCAAGCAACAUUUCACGUACCACAUCAUUGUUAUCAUCCUGGUGUACUGUUUCCCAUUGCUCAUCAUGGGUGUCACCUACACCAUCGUUGGAAUUACUCUCUGGGGAGGAGAGAUCCCAGGAGACACCUGUGACAAGUACCAUGAGCAGCUUAAGGCUAAACGAAAGGUUGUAAAAAUGAUGAUUAUUGUGGUGGUGACAUUUGCCAUCUGCUGGCUACCCUACCAUGUGUAUUUCAUUCUCACUGCGAUCUACCAACAGUUAAACAGGUGGAAAUACAUCCAGCAGGUCUACCUGGCUAGCUUCUGGCUGGCCAUGAGCUCAACCAUGUACAACCCCAUCAUCUACUGCUGUUUGAACAAAAGAUUUCGUGCAGGCUUCAAGAGAGCAUUUCGCUGGUGUCCUUUCAUCCAAGUCUCCAGCUACGAUGAGCUGGAGCUCAAGACCACCAGGUUUCAUCCCACACGGCAGAGCAGCCUGUACACCGUGAGCAGGAUGGAGUCAGUGACCGUGCUGUAUGACCCCAGUGAAGGGGACCCGGCCAAGUCCAGCCGCAAGAAGAGGGCGGUGCCCAGAGACCCCAGUGCCAAUGGCUGCUCCCACAGAGAGUUCAAAUCUGCCUCCACCACAUCAAGUUUCAUAAGCUCGCCCUAUACCUCUGUGGAUGAAUAUUCCUAAAUCCAUGUCCCAAGCUAAAGGCUGUCAUGAGGCCACCAUGAGGCCAACCUAGGUCCCUCAUUCUCCUAACCAUGCCAGGUCCUUUUCUAGGUACUUUGGGAAAGCAGAAGGGCAGUCCUUAGGUGGGGAUACUUCAUUUGAGAAAAGUGGAAUACCAACAUAACAAAAACUACCAACAUAUCAGCCAGCACAAAGAGAACUGAGUCUUCAAUCAUAUGCAAAGUGUGAAUCUGAAAGAUGCUCUAAGUAUCCGGUGUCUGUCAUUUAACAAUGGCAAUGUGUCUUUGUGACCUCCGAACAGCAGAGGGGUUUUCCAAGAGAAUAAGGAGGCUCUAAAAUGCUAUGAUGAGCAAGGGAAACAUGACCUACAUAAAACAGAAGUUCUGUGUGGCUGUGAAGUGGAGAGGGCAAAUGACUGACUUCCCAAACAAGUAAUAGAAAACUCAGCCUCAAAGAGUAGGGAGAUAUGGUAGGAAGAAGGCUUUUCAAGAAAAUUUAUGUCAUAAAAUAAAAACUUUCAGAAAUUCCCUCCAAAACACUUAGCAGAAAAGGAGAGAUAGUCAAAGCAUUGCCCAAACACAGCAUGUAUUUCUCUUGAUUAUUUUUCCAAAGGAAAUAAUUUCAUUUAAUUUUGACCACUAGGUGUUUUGAGUGCUAAACUAAGUUGCAGUCAAAUUUGGGGCUUUAAAAGACAAAGAAAAUUCUUACCAUCUUCUUUAUCUUAUUAUUCAUGCUUUUUAAAAUUGAGUAAAAUUGUAAAAACACUAAAGCUAUCAUCCAAUGGAAAAAGAGAAAUCCAUAUUUGCCUCGGUAACUCACUUGCUUGAUUUGGAUAACAAGUUAAUAGUACUUAGACGUCAUCAAGCCAGACACCAGCAUCUCCAAGUCCCUGAGCCAGCUGCUUCCCACUGCCAUGCAAAGAAAAUCAAAGUCAUGAACUUUACUGGUUAUAUCAUGGCAUCCUUCUCUUCUUUCCUCACUGAGAAAAAAACAAAGGCCAUUGGGGGAGUAUUACAAUAUAUUUCAAGUGUGAGCUGAGUUGCCCCAGGACAAAUUGAAAAGUAUUAAUAUAUGUACUGAUAAAUCAGAGAAGACAUAGGCCCAUAAGUAGCUGGCUAGAAAAAGAAGAUGUGUAGGACUCUGGGGACAUAAGCUAGAGAUGAGGAAGAGGACAGCACACAUGCUCCCAGACACAAAACUUGGUUGUCUGUACUUAGUCAAGAGAAAAUCCCUCUAGAAGGAAAUGUGUUGGUAUGUGUGUGUGUUUAUGUAUCUCUUCCUAAAGUUUGUUUGACUCAUCUAAUAGAAAUUAGUAUUUUUGGUAGUCUCUUUUCUUACCCCUAUAAAUGCUUCCCUUGUUAAUUUAUGCUUGGAAUACACUGUGAGAUUACUUCCUUUCCAGUUAGGGGAACUGCCAUGUGUAGGCACAUUUAAGAGGCCCAGAACAAAAUUACAGACAUCUAGAAAUGUAGAAUGCGUCUUCCAGACUACAUCCUUUACAAGUCAUCUUUCCUUAUGUUACUACAACUGUUGAUUCUGUUCAUAAAAUCGCAAGCCUUCUGGGAAUGAGAUUUGUCCUACAAACUUGUCUUUCCCAACAUUCAAGUGGGUUUUAUUAACUAUCUGUCCAAAAUACUUGCCUCUAACACGUUUUUCUUUGUAUGCUCUAUCAACAUAAGAAUAUUUCUGAAGAUCAGGGCAGAGGCAAUUGCCUGGUAGUAAAUCAUAGUGGAUUAUCACAGCAUUUGUCUCUAGUCCUUUUUUCUCAUUUGAAGCCCAAACCAUAUAUACCAGACUGUUACACAAUUUCAACUCUCUAAAGUACCAAAUUAUAUAUGCUUGGGUUUACUUUAAUAACUCCAAUAAACAAACAGACAACCAAAUACACAUAUGAGUGUGCAGAUAAACACUAUCAAAAAUGAAUGUGAUUGCUUCAAGGAUUGAAUUCAAAAUUGAAACCAAAAAGGCAGAUGGUCACAACAGGAUUGCCCCAAAAGCCACUCAGUGAUGUCUACGAAGCAUUGUGUGCAUGUUUCCCCUUAGCAAUUGUAUCUCAUCAUCUGAAUAUAGUGUUUGAAAAAUGUUUAUUCUUAAAUUAUGUAAGUGCUUAUCAAAUGUAAAAUCAUCAUGAAAACCUGG